Myodes glareolus (Bank vole) is the source of this 740-nucleotide messenger RNA. It is a transcript of the gene C10H20orf141, whose product is annotated as chromosome 10 C20orf141 homolog. The record is from RefSeq and is a predicted model, not a curated record. Lineage: Eukaryota; Metazoa; Chordata; Mammalia; Rodentia; Cricetidae.
UCCAGAAUGGUCAACCCAAGUGGGAGGAGGUGAGGAGGGUUUAGUGAAGAUGUGGAGUGGAAGUUGGGGGUGGAGGGCAUCCACAAAGAGCCUAGUUCCCUAUUCUUUGAGUUCUCCCUUGAGUAUAAACCAAGGUCUUCCUCUUUCCUGAUUCUUUAAUCUCCUAGCACUAGCUCUUCCUAAUACUUCCAGGCCCCAGAUCUGCUUGCCCAUGCUCAAAGCUCUUAUAGACCCCACCCCAGCCCUCCCAGCAGUCUGGAUACUUGACAGGGGUUGAAUAGGUCAGUGAGUCAUGUGUGUCCCCUGGGGCUUCAGCCUGGCCCGGCUCCUGGACAGUAUCCUAGGGCUGGGGGCACUAGGAGCGACAAUUCGAACGGUCUUCUCGACGGCUGGCCUAGCCCUGUUGCUCCUGCUGCUGGUCAGCUUCCUGGCCUUUGACCUGCUCCACGGGCCCACAGGUCCUAUCCUGCCGCGACACAGACUUCUUCCAAUGGGUCAGAGCCAGGGGGCUGGUGAAGGUCCAGGACAGCAGGCAGCUGCCCUCUUCCACACAGGGCUAGUCUCAGGACGACUCAGCUUCCAGGGUGCACUGCUCCUGCUGCUCCUGGGCCUGGGUCUGUUCUUGGGAGGCUCUGGUAUACCUUUAGCCCUGCUGGGCCUGGCUUUCUGCCUCCAUCCUUGGGCCUGAGGGCCCCCCGAAAACUGAAUGCCUUCUAAAAAUACACCAGCCAUUCUGCUUC